AUGAUGGUUUUUCUUUUCAGAAAAUUAACUGAAUUUAUUCGUGAUCGUUUUAUUGGUCGUGUUAUAAAAGAUAUCCGUGAAUCAGCUCAAUUAUCAUCAUCAUCAUCAACAACAAUAACUGAUCGAAAUCGUCUAAUUGAAUUAAUUCCAUCUGUAUUACAAAAACAACUUGAAUUAUCAAUACCAAUUCUUCAAUCAACUUAUUUAAUAUUUAAAUCUUGUGAAGAACUAUGUGUAUUAGUUAAAUGUCUUCCAAUAUAUGCAGAUGAUUUUUGUCAAGCUAUUGUUGAUCUUUUAUUUAAACAUCGUGAAUCAUGUAAUAAAUUAUUUUUAUCAAUUGUCGAAAAAAAUGAUUCAUUUGGAACAUCAAUUUAUUCAAAUGAAUGGGUUAAAGAUCCAGAUAUAAAUCGUCAUUUACGUACAAUGCCUGCAUUUGAUGCAUUUAUACGUAUGAAUAAACAAGAACAUUUAAUACAUAAUGAUAAUAAUGAUGAUAAUGCUGAAAAUAUACGUUUUAGACAAACAAAAGAAACUGAAACUUUAUUGAUUAAUUUUAGUCAAAGUGAGAUGAAUAUUGAUGAUAUUUGCUCGAAUUAUAAACAUAUUAAAGCAUUAGCAACUAUUCAUGAAAGUUUAGAUUGGUUAUAUUGUAAAUUGGUACAUUAUUUUGAUAUAUUGGAUAAAUCUUUAAAUGAUACAAAAUAUCUUGAUACAUUAACACAAACAAUAGUCGCACUUGGUUUUACUUCACGUUCAAUGAAACAAAAUUCAUCUCACUAUGAUCAAUUAAAAUUAUCUCACAUAAAUUUAGAAAUAUUUUCUAAUGCAAUGAAAACAAUAUUAACAUUAUCUUAUGAUAUAUUACUUGUUUUAUUUCUUGAAAUUCGUUUACAUUGUUUUUAUUAUUUAUCAUUAUUUUUUCGUAAUACUUUAAAUUAUGCAUAUGCUAUGGAUACAGAUCCAGAUGAAAAUAUAAUGGCAUUAAAUCGUGAUUUAUCACGUUUACAAGAAACAUUAAAUUCUUCAUUAAAUGAAAAGAAAUUUUCAUUUUUAUUUCAAGGUCUUGGCUUUGUUUUAGCAACAAUAUUAAUACGUUCAUCACCACGUUUUAGUCAUAUAAGUGAAUUAGGUAUAACGAAAAUGUGUCGAAAUAUAUUUGCUAUUGAACAAACAUUAACACAAAUUCGAACAGUUGGUGAUGCUGAAUUAAUGCGUGCACAUCAAUAUUAUGAGUUAUUAUAUGCAAUAAAACCAGAAGAUAUUCUUAAUGUAAUUGAAGAACAUGGACAAGAAUUUAGUGAACAAGAUUAUUUACAUCUAUUACAAUUGCAAUAUCGAAGUCUGCCAGCUAAUGAGAGAGAACAUUGUGAUUUGAGUAAAUACGAACAAUUAGUAAAAAUAGCAUUUAACCCACAAAUAAUGUCAGCUACGACAGGUGAAUCAUCGCUUAAUUUAGGAAAAGAUAUCGAACGAGCAAUUGUUUUAAUUGAUCGUCUUCGUACAACAAGUGAAAUUCCUGAAGCAAAAUUAUCUGAAUUACAACGGAUAUUACAAAGCGAUUUUUUUCAUGCUGUACUUGAAGUUUAUGAAAAAAUUUAUGAAACAGUACAAAUAACUGGUUCACCUGAAGUUCGAGCUAAUGCUACUGCUAAAGCAACCGUUGCUGCUUUUGCUGCUAGCGAAGGUCAUUCUCAUCCACGUGUUAUUGAAUUACCAAAAACUGCUGAAGGUCUUGGAUUUAAUGUUAUGGGUGGUCGAGAACAAAAUUCUCCUAUUUAUAUAUCACGCAUUAUUCCAAAUGGUGUUGCUUGGAAACAUGGUGGAUUAAAAAAAGGUGAUCAAUUAUUAUCAGUUAAUGGUGUAUCUGUUGAAAAUGAAUAUCAUGAAAAAGCUGUAGAUUUACUUAAACAAGCUCAAGGUACUGUGAAAUUAGUUGUACGAUAUUCGCCACAAGUUUUAAUUGAAAUGGAAAAUCGUUUUGAACAACAACGUGCACCAAGAAAACCAGCAAAUUCACCAAUAAAUAAAUAA
Rotaria sp. Silwood2 is the source of this 2031-nucleotide messenger RNA. Lineage: Eukaryota; Metazoa; Rotifera; Eurotatoria; Philodinida; Philodinidae. The record is from the annotation of a GenBank genome assembly.